Geosmithia morbida is the source of this 6588-nucleotide messenger RNA. Its product is annotated as carbamoyl-phosphate synthase / aspartate carbamoyltransferase. Gene Ontology annotation, biological process: 'de novo' pyrimidine nucleobase biosynthetic process; L-glutamine metabolic process; L-citrulline biosynthetic process. NCBI's taxonomy places the organism in Eukaryota, Fungi, Ascomycota, Sordariomycetes, Hypocreales, Bionectriaceae. The record is from RefSeq and is a predicted model, not a curated record. The annotation marks the transcript as partial. Gene Ontology annotation, cellular component: cytoplasm; cytosol. The transcript has 2 exons. Gene Ontology annotation, molecular function: carbamoyl-phosphate synthase (glutamine-hydrolyzing) activity; aspartate carbamoyltransferase activity; amino acid binding.
AUGGCAGUCCAACUGAAGGCGCCGUCGGUGGCUCGGCUGGUGGAAGAUGACGGGCUCGUGUGCCUCGAGCUGGAGGACGGCUCAACCUACCAGGGUUACAGCUUUGGUGCCGACAAGAGCAUCGCAGGCGAGCUCGUUUUCCAGACAGGCAUGGUGGGUUACCCCGAGUCCGUCACCGAUCCCUCCUACCGAGGCCAGAUCCUCGUCAUCACCUUCCCCCUCGUCGGAAACUAUGGUGUCCCCUCGCGAGAGACCAUGGACGAACUGCUGGGCGACCUCCCCGCCCACUUCGAGUCCUCCCAGAUCCACAUUGCCGGCCUCGUCACCGCUUCGUACUGCGGAGAGGACUACUCCCACUUCCUGGCCGAGUCGUCUCUUGGCCAGUGGCUCAAGGAGCAGGGUGUCCCCGCCAUGUACGGCGUCGACACCAGGGCUCUCACCAAGAAGCUCCGUCAGAGCGGCAGCAUGCUCGGCCGCAUGAGGCGCGAGGACCGCACCCGCCUCAACGGCUCGGCUACCGGACGGGCCUUGUCCGGACAUCCUUCCCUCGACUACUUUGAGGAGAUUGAGUGGUCUAACCCCAACGGCGAAAACCUUGUCGCUCAAGUCUCCGUCAAGGAACCCAAGCUGUACAAGCCUCCCCCUUCUGUGGCCCGCAAGCACCCUUCCGGCCGGACCAUUCGCGUGCUGUGCGUCGAUGUAGGGAUGAAGUUCAACCAGCUGAGGUGCUUCCUCAAGCGCGGUGUCGAAGUCCUCGUCUGCCCCUGGAACCACGACCUCGCCAAGGAGGCUGCCAGCGGCGAGUACGAUGGUCUCUUCAUCUCCAACGGUCCCGGCGACCCCGCUGUCCUGGAGCCCACCGUCAAGAACAUUGCCGCCGUCAUGCGAUCAAACAAGACGCCCGUCUUCGGUAUCUGUCUGGGUCACCAGCUGCUCGCCAGGGCCUCGGGUGCCUCCACCAAGAAGAUGAAGUUUGGCAACCGCGGCCACAACAUCCCCUGCACCAGCAUGGUCACCGGAAAGUGCCACAUCACGUCGCAGAACCACGGUUUCGAGGUCGACGCCGCCAGCCUGCCUGCCGGCUGGAAGGAGCUGUUUGUCAACGCCAACGAUGGCAGCAACGAGGGUAUCAUGCACACCGACAAGCCCUACUUCAGCGUCCAGUUCCACCCCGAGAGCACCCCCGGUCCCCGCGACACCGAGUUCCUCUUCGAUGUCUUCAUCGACACCAUGGCCAGCUGCGCCGAGGACCCCUCCCGCCUGAGGGCGCCCGUCAGCUUCCCCGGUGGAACCAUCGCGGAGAACGAGGAGCUGCACCCCCGCGUGUCGGUCAAGAAGGUCCUCGUCCUCGGCAGCGGCGGUCUCAGUAUCGGCCAGGCCGGCGAGUUUGACUACUCUGGUAGCCAGGCUAUCAAGGCCCUCAAGGAGGAGAACAUCUACACCGUCCUCAUCAACCCCAACAUUGCCACCAUCCAGACUUCCAAGGGUCUUGCCGACAAGGUCUACUUCCUGCCCGUCAACGCCGAGUUUGUCCGCAAGGUCAUCCAGUACGAGCGCCCCGAUGCCAUCUACGUCACCUUUGGUGGCCAGACGGCCCUUUCGGUUGGCAUCAAGCUCCGGGACGAGUUCGAGAGCCUAGGCGUCAAGGUUCUCGGUACCCCCAUCGACACCGUCAUCACCACCGAGGACCGUGAGCUCUUUGCCCGCAGCAUGGACUCCAUUGGCGAGAAGUGCGCCAAGUCGGCCUCUGCCAACAACAUUGACGAGGCCAUGAACGCGGUGUCCGACAUCGGCUUCCCCGUCAUUGUCCGCGCCGCCUAUGCUCUCGGCGGUCUCGGUAGCGGCUUCGCUAACGACGAGGACGAGCUGCGUGACCUCUGCAACAAGGCCUUCGCCGCCAGCCCCCAGGUUCUCAUCGAGCGCAGCAUGAAGGGCUGGAAGGAGAUCGAGUACGAGGUUGUCCGUGAUGCCCAGGACAACUGCAUCACCGUCUGCAACAUGGAGAACUUCGACCCCCUCGGCAUCCACACCGGUGACUCCAUCGUCGUCGCCCCCUCGCAAACCUUGUCCGACGAGGACUACAACAUGCUGCGAACCACGGCCGUCAACGUCAUCCGUCACCUCGGUGUUGUUGGUGAAUGCAACAUCCAGUAUGCCCUGAACCCCUUCUCCAAGGAGUACUGCAUCAUCGAGGUCAACGCUCGCCUGUCGAGGUCGUCUGCCCUCGCCUCCAAGGCCACCGGCUACCCGCUGGCGUUUGUCGCGGCUAAGCUGGGCCUCGGCAUCCCCCUCAAGGAGAUCAGGAACUCGGUCACCAAGGAGACCUGCGCUUGCUUCGAGCCCUCUCUCGACUACUGCGUCGUCAAGAUGCCCCGCUGGGACCUCAAGAAGUUCACCCGCGUGUCUACUCAGCUGGGCUCGUCUAUGAAGAGUGUCGGCGAGGUCAUGAGCAUUGGCCGUAACUUCGAGGAGGCCAUCCAGAAGGCCAUCCGCUCCAUCGACUUCCACAACCUCGGCUUUGGCGAGACCAAGGCCCUCAUGAAGAUCGACGACGAGCUCCAGACGCCCUCCGACCAGCGUCUGUUCGCCAUCGCCAACGCCAUGUACGAGGGAUAUACGGUCGACAAGAUCUGGGAGAUGACCAAGAUCGACAAGUGGUUCCUCCGCAAGCUCAAGCACCUCAGCGACUUCGGAAAGCAGAUGACCGGCUACACGACCAGCGAUAUCGCCAGCUCCCCGGGCCUGCUCCUCCAGGCCAAGAGGCUCGGUUUCUGCGACAGGCAGCUCGCCAGGUUCUGGAGCUCCAACGAGAUCGCCGUCCGCAGGCUCAGGCUCGAGGCCGGCAUCCACCCCUACGUCAAGCAGAUCGACACGGUUGCCGCCGAGUUCCCCGCCUUCACCAACUACCUCUACCUGACCUACAACGCUUCCGAGAGCGACGUCGCUUUUGAUGACCACGGCGUCAUGGUCCUGGGUUCCGGCGUGUACCGCAUCGGUUCCUCCGUCGAGUUCGACUGGUGCUCCGUCCGUGCCAUCCGUACGCUCCGCAGCUGCGGCUUCAAGACCGUCAUGGUCAACUACAACCCCGAGACCGUCAGCACGGACUACGACGAGGCCGACAAGCUCUACUUUGAGAACAUCAACCUCGAGACCGUCCUGGAUAUCUACCAGCUCGAGAACGCCAGCGGCGUGCUCGGCGCCAUGGGUGGCCAGACCCCCAACAACAUUGCCCUGCCCCUCCACCGCGCCGGCGUCAAGGUCCUGGGUACCUCGCCCGAGAUGAUCGACACCGCCGAGAACCGCUACAAGUUCUCCCGCAUGCUUGACCGUAUCGGCGUCGACCAGCCCACCUGGAAGGAGCUCACCAGCUUCGAGGAGGCCCGCAGCUUCUGCCAGAAGGUCACCUAUCCCGUCCUGGUCCGUCCCUCGUACGUCCUCUCGGGUGCUGCCAUGAACGCGGUCUACUCGGAGAAGGACCUGGAGGCAUAUCUGGCCCAGGCUGCCGAGGUCUCGCGCGAGUACCCCGUCGUCAUCACCAAGUACAUUGAGAACGCCAAGGAGAUCGAGAUGGACGCCGUUGCCAAGGACGGUAAGAUGAUUGGCCAUUUCAUCUCCGAGCACGUAGAGAACGCCGGUGUGCACUCUGGCGACGCCACCCUCAUCCUGCCCCCCCAGGACCUUGAGGAGACGACGAUCCGCCGCAUCGAGGAGGCCACCGGCAAGAUCGGUGCCGCCCUCAACGUCACGGGCCCCUUCAACAUCCAGUUCAUCGCCAAGGAUAACGACAUCAAGGUCAUCGAGUGCAACGUCCGCGCCUCGCGCUCCUUCCCCUUCGUCUCCAAGGUCAUGGGUGUCGACCUCAUCGAGAUGGCCACCAAGGCCAUCAUGGCCCAGCCCUUCGAAGAGUACCCCCCCACCGACCUGCCCCCCAACUGCGUCGGUGUCAAGGUUCCCCAGUUCAGCUUCUCGCGCCUGUCGGGUGCCGACCCCGUCCUGGGUGUCGAGAUGGCCUCCACCGGUGAGGUUGCCUGCUUCGGCGUCGACAAGAACGAGGCCUACCUCAAGGCCCUGCUCUCGACGGGCUUCAAGAUCCCCAAGGCCAACGUCCUGCUGUCGAUCGGCUCCUACAAGGACAAGAAGGAGAUGCUGCCCUCGGUGCAGAAGCUCCAGAAGAUCGGCUACAAGCUCUUCGCCACCGCCGGUACGGCUGACUUCCUCCAGGAGCACGGCAUCCCCGUGCAGUUCCUCGAGGUCCUGGGCAGCGAUGAGGACCGCAACUCGGAGUUCUCGCUCACCCAGCACCUGGCCAAGAACACCAUUGACCUGUACAUCAACCUGCCGUCGAGCAACAAGUACCGCCGCCCCGCCAACUACAUGAGCAAGGGCUACCAGACGCGCCGCAUGGCUGUCGACUACCAGAUCCCGCUCGUCACCAACGUCAAGAACGCCAAGAUUCUGGUCGAGGCCAUUGCCCGCCAGUUCGAGCUCGACGUGUCGAAGCGCGACUACCAGACCAGCCACCGCACCGUUGUCCUCCCCGGCCUCGUCAAUGUCGCCGCCUUCGUCCCCGGAAUUGCCACGCCCGGCAGCCCUGACAUGCAGGCCGUCACCAAGGCCUCCAUCUCCGGUGGCUUCAGCAUGAUCCGCCUGAUGCCCAUGGGCGUCGAGGGCUCCAUCACGGACGCCAUCACCCUCAAGGCUGCCCAGCAGAACAGCAGGGACGGAGGCUACUGUGACUACAACUUCUCCAUCUCGGCCACGUCGGACAACGACUCGCAGAUCAGCGCCGUUUCGGGUGAAGUGGGCUCGCUCUUCAUCCCCUUCAACCACCUGUCGGACAACAUCAGCAAGGUGGCUGCCGUCACGGCCCACUUUGACGCCUGGCCCGCGCACAAGCCCAUCGUCACCGAUGCUAAGCUCACGGACCUGGCCUCGAUCCUGCUCCUGGCCAGCCUGCACAGCCGCCGCAUCCACGUGACGUCGGUCACGACCAAGGACGACAUCCGCCUCAUCGCCCUCAGCAAGGAGAAGGGUCUCCAAGUCACCUGCGAUGUCUGCGUCUACUCCCUGUACCUGUCGCAGAAGGAGUAUCCCGAGUUCAGGCGCCUGCCCACCCCCGAGGACCAGGCUGCCCUCUGGGAGCACAUCGGCGUCGUCGACAUCUUCUCGGUCGGCAGCCUGCCCUACCAGCUGGCCAGGUCCGAGGGUCGUGAGGCUGAUCCUUCCAUGGGCAUCGCCGAGGUUCUGCCUCUGCUCCUGACUUCUGUGUCGGAGGGCAGGCUCACGGUUGCCGACAUCGUCAAGCGCCUUUACGAGAACCCCAUGGUGGUAUUCGAGCUCCACGAGCAGCUCAACACGUCCAUCGAGGCCGAGAUCGACCGCGCCUACACCUUCACCUCACCGUCGUCGUGGUCUCCCUUCGAGGGCCGCCAGAUGAUGGGCUCGGUCAAGCGCGUCACCUUCCAGGACACGGCUGUGUGCCUGGACGGCGAGUUCCUCCCCGUGCCUCCCAUGGGCAAGAACGUGUCCUCGUUCCUCCUACCCCCCACGUCGCCGGUUGUCAAGCCCGCCGCCGCCGCUCCCUCGAUUGCCCAGAUCACCGAGAGCCCCCUGUCGUCGUCGCGUCCUGCUAAGCAGCACCAGCAGCAGCACCAGCAGCUUCUCGAGCCCGCCAAGAUUGGCAGGGCCCGCGACGGUGCCGAUCUGGAAUACCACCUGACCAGCCCGUCGGCGUCGUUCCCGCCCAGGCAGCUGCAGCUCUCGAGCAGCUCGUCGAUCGAGCAGCUCCUGUCGCGCCCUUCGGCCUUCAGGAACGCACACGUCCUGUCGGUCAAGAGGUACUCGAGGUCCGACCUCCACCUCCUGUUCACGGUAGCCCAGGAGAUGCGUCUGGGCGUCCAGCGCGAGGGUGUGCUCGACACGCUUCGCGGAAAGGUCCUGUGCACCCUCUUCUACGAGCCGUCGACGCGCACGUCGGCGUCGUUUGACGCGGCCAUGCAGCGCCUGGGAGGGCGCACGGUCCCGGUCGCGACGUCGCACUCGUCCGUGCUCAAGGGCGAGAGCCUGCAGGACACGAUCCGCACGCUGGCGUGCUACGGCGACGCCAUGGUCCUCCGCCACCCUCAGGAGACGUCGGUGGACGUGGCCGAGAAGUACAGCCCGGUCCCCGUCAUCAACGGCGGCAACGGCAGCAAGGAGCACCCCACGCAGGCCUUCAUGGACCUGUUCACGAUCCGGGAGGAGCUGGGUACCGUGCAGGGCCUGACCAUCACCUUCCUGGGUGAUCUGCUGUACGGACGCCCCGUGCACUCGCUCGUGUACCUCCUGCGUCACUACCAGGUGCAGGUGCAGCUCGUGGCGCCCAAGGAGCUCCGCCUGCCCGAGCCGAUCAGGCAGCAGCUCAUCGCCUCCGGCCAGCUCCUCUGCGAGUCCGAGUCGCUGACGCCCGAGAUCCUCGCCCGCAGUGACGUGCUCUACUGCACGCGUGUGCAGCGCGAACGCUUCGCCACCGAGGCCGCCUACGAGCGUGUCAAGGACUCGUACCGCGUGGACAACGCGGCCCUGAAGCACGCCAAGGGCUCCAUGGUU